Penicillium bovifimosum is the source of this 930-nucleotide messenger RNA. RefSeq names its product SKI complex subunit WD repeat protein SKI8. Lineage: Eukaryota; Fungi; Ascomycota; Eurotiomycetes; Eurotiales; Aspergillaceae. Bases 1 to 930 code for a protein of 309 amino acids. Gene Ontology annotation, molecular function: protein binding. Gene Ontology annotation, cellular component: Cdc73/Paf1 complex. The record is from RefSeq and is a predicted model, not a curated record. The transcript has 7 exons.
AUGUCGAAGCAAUACAUCCCCUGGGUCAAUGCGGAAAAUGCGCACAUUUCCGAUAUUUACUCGCUGGCUGUGACAGACAAGCAGCUUUUAUCUGUCUCAGGUGGCUCGGCCAUCAAAGUGCAUUCUCUUACAGAUACCGGGUUCCCACUGGUGCAGUGCAUUGAUGAUGCCCACAGUAAUGGAUGUCACCAUAUCGUGACCGAUGCGGCGGGCUCUCGUGCAGUCAGCGCUGGGUUUGAUGGAAGUUUGAAAACUUGGUCUUGCCAUGAUGGUCAUUGGGUUGCAGAUGAAAAAGUGACUGCGGACCUUAAGCAUGCCUCGGCGUGGGCUAUAGCUCUUUCUUGUGAUGGCCAGUAUCUUGCUGGUGUCACGGAACAAGGACGCAUCAAAGUAUGGGAUUUGGCUGCGGAUGGCAAUUUGAUUCGAGACCACGACACCAAAGGCAGCUUCGGCGUUACCAUUGACUUGUCUUCGGAUGGCCGAAUGAUUGCGACUGGCCAUCAAAACGGCCGCAUUUACGUUUUCUCCACCGAAACGGGCCGCAUGCCGUAUAGCCUCCAAGGCUUGGUGGAACCGGUACGCGCCGUGGCUUUUUCUCCUGGAAGCAAGCUUCUCGCAGCAGCUGGAGAUUCCAAGGUGAUCUCGUUGUAUAACUGCUCGUCUGGUAACCGAAUUGCCUAUCUCGCGGGGCACACCGGAUGGAUCACGUCUCUUUCCUGGAGCAGCACAGGAGAAUAUCUUCUCAGCGGUUCGUUCGAUGGCAAAAUCAAGGUCUGGUCUAUGGAGACAAAAACUUGCGUUGCUACAAUCCCGGAGAUAGAGAAGGUUGUGUGGUCUGCCAAAUGGCUCCCCAAGAUCGGAAGGGCAGAGGGAUUUGUGCUCGGUGGUGCAAACUGCAGCAUCGACUUUUACCGCGAGGCUAGCGCUUGA